Selaginella moellendorffii is the source of this 2557-nucleotide messenger RNA. Its product is annotated as G-type lectin S-receptor-like serine/threonine-protein kinase At5g24080. The transcript is spliced from 2 exons. Gene Ontology annotation, molecular function: protein serine/threonine kinase activity; ATP binding. The record is from RefSeq and is a predicted model, not a curated record. Gene Ontology annotation, biological process: recognition of pollen; protein phosphorylation. NCBI's taxonomy places the organism in Eukaryota, Viridiplantae, Streptophyta, Lycopodiopsida, Selaginellales, Selaginellaceae. Bases 7 to 2454 code for a protein of 815 amino acids.
GGAACUAUGGCAAAAGCUCUUUCCCUAGUGCUGAUCGCUACACUCUCAUCCGUUCUAUCUUCCAGAGCAGUUCAACUGGGAGAAAAGCUCAGUGCCGGAAACCCACCAUGGAUUUCUCGUGGGAACACUUUCGCAUUCGGCUUCUACAGCACUACUAGUGGUAUGUCCACUCUCGCAAUUUGGUACCAAAGCACAGGAACUGUCGUCUGGGAAGCCACGCUAGACAAUGGCGCAAGCACGAAAGAGAGAGUAAGCGUAAGCAGAAAUGGAGUUCUCGAGCUCACCGCAACUGGUCUCGUCGUCACAGACGCUUCCAAGCCCGUGUGGACUUCAAAUCUGCGAUGCAACAAUCGUUGCUCUGUCACCGUAGCUUCUCUGGAGGAAAAUGGAAACCUUGUGCUGCUCGGCAAUGGAACAAGGCUCUGGCAGAGCUUCGACUCACCAACAGAUACAAUUCUUCCCGAGCAAGAUCUGGUUGGAAACAUGACGCUGGUCUCCGGAAAGUAUAGACUGAGCAUGAAUAAGAGCAGUGUUGGCCUCUACUUUGAUGGCUUUUCAGCGAAUGAAUCCUACUGGAGUGUUCUCAACAAGGAUCUUGACGUGACGAUGAAAAACUCCAUCCCCAGGCUCACCUUCAACAGGAAUGGAAGUCUCGAGUUUUUCGACGCAAAUGGAAGCUCUUGGUAUCGCUACAAGUAUGACAACGCGCAGCGGUACCCGAUAGACUACGGAAACAGCAGCGUCUUGCGGAGGCUCACGCUGGAAAAGAAUGGAACUUUGCGGAGCUACAGCACAUAUGGAGAGAGAUCUCUCUGGAGAGUUGUGUGGCAAUCGCUACUGCUCGAGUGCGAUGUGUUUGGGACGUGUGGAAAUUUCGGGCUUUGCAAGUACCAGCCCAGGAAGUCGUGCGUUUGCCCCCCAGGAUUUCAUACUGUACGUGAUAGGAGCAGUGGUCAGCUCGAUGGCGAUUUUCCGGGAUGCAGCUACAACUUUCCAUUGAACUGUAGCAACAGCAAGAUGGUGGAGCUAGCUCGAGCCGAUUUUCUUGGAAGUGGUUACAUCGUCGGUUUAAACUCCAGCAUGUCCUUGGAGCAGUGCAAGAAACUUUGCUUGGACGAUUGCCAGUGCGUUGGUGCUGCCUACACGCUUGACGGCUCGGGGCAAUGCCGGCUAAGGAAAGGUGGCAGCACUCCAUACAACAUUGUCCAGUCGCCACAAAAGGCAUCCAUCGCUCUCAUCAAACUCUCGGCCUCGGACACACGCGCACAAGCCGAUCCAAACGACAUGAAAAACCUCUUUGUCACGAGCAUGAAUGCCAGCGAUCUAUAUCAAGCGGACAGUCGCAAGUCUAGCGGCACCAAGUUCUUCACGGCUUCUCGAGCACUCGUGUUUGGUGUGGCGGUGGGGGAAUUUGUGAUCCUGUGCUGCGUUGUGAUAGCAACGUCGAUGUGGUGGCGAAGAUCUAACAAGAAAAUGUGGAACAAACAUGCUGGUGAUCACCAUGGGCCGACGAGAUUCUCAUACGAGCAACUGGAAAUUGCUACUGGGAACUUCCGUCACAAACUCGGCUCCGGUGGAUUUGGGAGUGUCUACAAGGGUGUUCUUCCGGACAAAACAGUGGUGGCUGUGAAGACUCUAGAGGUUGCCACUCACGGAGAAAACCAGUUCAAAGCCGAGGUUGCCACUCUUGGAACGAUUCAUCACGUCAACUUGGUUAAACUCUUGGGCUACUGUGUCGAGGGCAGCCACAGGGUUCUGGUUUACGAGUACAUGACCAAUGGAUCGCUGGACAAAGUGUUGACGUCGAUAAGAGCUCCUUGGAAAACCAGAUACUCCAUUGCUAUGGGCAUUGCAAGGGGCAUCACCUACUUGCAUGAGGAGUGCUACGAGUGCAUUCUCCACUGCGACAUCAAGCCACAAAACAUCCUCCUCGACCAAAACUUGUGCCCAAAGGUGGCGGACUUUGGCCUUGCAAAGCUGACCAAGAAGGAGAUGGCUCUCAACGUGACCACCAUCCGAGGAACUCGAGGAUACUUGGCGCCCGAGUGGAUCAGCAAUCGGCCCAUCACCACCAAAGUGGACGUCUACAGCUACGGAAUGGUGCUGCUCGAGCUUCUAAGCGGCCAUGACAAGUCAAGAUCCGGCCAGAACACUUAUUUCUCCGUGUGGGCUUUCCAGAAGUACAUGGCGGGAGAGUUUGAGAGCAUUGUGGAUCCAAAGCCUGUCACGAGUGUCGAGUGGAGCCAGUUUGAGAGGAUGCUCAAGACUGCGUUCUGGUGCAUCCAGCUCGAUGCGAAUUUGAGGCCCAGCAUGAGCCGGGUUAUCCAGAUGCUCGAGGACAACAGCUCCGAGCUUGCGGUUCCACCAUUUCCAACACCACUUGAUCACGAAGCUGGAACUGGUAACUCGAGCUCCAUUCCUCUCGAGACACAGUCGUUUCUGGAAGCACGCUAAGCUAAGCUAGCUAAAUUUAUAUUAUAAAACUACAAAACGAAAUAGGAAUGCUUAGAGAUUCCGGAUGCCAGAAAGUUGAUAAAGUAACAUUUUGUCACUGUUA